GACCUAUGAAAUUAGUAACGUGGUUACUAACGUCUGCUGAGAUGUUAAAAAUGCUUCGUACGAAUCGACAUCUACAAACGUUUUAGUUCAUUGGCAAUAUACAGGAAGCCAACAUAAUCGUAGCUUGUAAUUAAAACGAAAAAAUACUUUUUUACUCUCCAAUAAUAAAAUCAAGAAUUAAAUUAUAGGUAUAUAAAACUUGAAAAAGAAAGGUAUACAUACGUACAAGACUUGCAGUUAUUUGUGAUCGCAUUUACGUAUGUAUGUAAUAUUAUACAUACAUACACUAUACACAUAUAUACAAUAUAUGUAUAUAUACACAUGAUACGUUUGAAGGAGGAUUCAAAUACUGAUCAAGAUGUUUGGUUUAGAGCAAGGGUAUUCCCACAGUAAUAUUAUGACAUUGCAAGUAAAAUACAAUAGCUUAUAUGAAGAAUUCUUAUCUGUGGCUGAUUCUUGCAUUAAUGAAAGAAUAUUAAAAGUACUCAAAGAAUAUUAUACACCACAAAUAGAUUCAAAUCGCAAAUUAAGUCAAAUUAAAGAUUUAAGAACAUUAUUAAAAGUGUUGGAAAAAAGGGAUUAUCUUAGUUACAAUAAUGUUGAACCACUUUUUUAUAUCUCAAUUAAUUUUCUAAAUGAUUUAAAAAUAGAAAGUAAAAUAAGAGAUUAUAAAUUUCAUUUGCAAAAUAUGCAAACCUUUCCACUUAUAAACAUGUAUCAAAGUAAAGAUGCAAAUAAAAACAAGAAAGAAACAGACAUAUCAAAUGUAAUUAAAAGUGAUAUAUCACAAUCAAAAAUACCUACUAAUGAUUCUAAAUAUCAAACAUCACAAAGUAAUGUAGAAAGUUGUAGAACAGUUUUGGAACAAAAAGCAAUAUUACAACAAACGUUAUUAUUACAAAUUAGUGAAAGAAUUGGUCGUUCUUGGAGAGAUACAGCCAGGUAUUUAAAUAUUCCUGAAUACCAAAUUGAUGCAAUCCAAAAUAAAUACCCUUCUGAUUUAAGGGAACAAAGUUUUGAACUUUGUAGGCUUUAAAGUUAUAUGUAUCCCAAUACGACACUGGCAACUGGGAACUAAACUUAAUACGUGCAUUGGAAAAGGCAAGACGCAGAGAUCUCAAAGAACUUGCUGAAAAAUUUAUAAUAAAUAACGGUAAAGAUUAAAUAAUUUAU
Molecule: messenger RNA, 1173 nt
Organism: Osmia lignaria (orchard mason bee)
Lineage: Eukaryota; Metazoa; Arthropoda; Insecta; Hymenoptera; Megachilidae
Source: RefSeq, a predicted model, not a curated record